AUGCCACCAAGAGCCGUCUCGUCCCGUCUAGCAUGGAUGAAACCAAGGAGUCUCCAAACUUUGACGGGAGGAUGUCGUGUCGGAUCUUUGCGGAAAGUUGGCACUGCUUUCACCGCCGCUGGCAGCAUCUCGGAGCCGCAUAACGCGGUUCCGACCCCGCCCGUGCGACUGCCACGCCGGGAGCUGCUGAAGGAUGCGAAACCAUUCUCGGACUUUCUCACCGAUACAUUCCACCGGCAACACGACUAUCUGCGGAUAUCACUGACCGAGAGGUGCAAUCUCCGGUGCGUCUACUGCAUGCCCGAAGAGGGCGUUCCCCUCUCCCCUCCGAGGGAGCUGCUGACGACCCCCGAGAUCGUGAUGCUGUCAUCCGUGUUCGUUUCUCAAGGGGUCAGCAAAAUACGUCUCACGGGCGGGGAGCCCACAGUCAGGAAGGAUAUUCUUCCUCUCAUGCAGCAGAUCGGCUCUCUCCGCUCCCACGGUCUGCGCGAAUUAUGCCUUACUACGAAUGGAUUGACCCUCCACCGUAAACUCGAGGGGAUGGUGGAAGCGGGCCUGACUGGUGUUAACAUGAGCCUCGACACGUUAGACCCGUGGCAAUUCCAGGUGAUGACGCGGCGCAAGGGUUUCGAUGCCGUGACAAAAAGCAUAAAUAAAGUGCUCGAGCUCAACAAGCACGGGGCGGGCAUCAAGCUAAAAAUCAACGCUGUCGUCAUGAGAGGAAUCAAUGACCGGGAACUUAUCUCCUUCGUCGAGAUGACUCGCGAAAAGGAUAUCGAAGUGAGAUUCAUAGAGUAUAUGCCGUUCGAUGGCAACAAGUGGAAGGAAAACAAGAUGGUCAGCUACUCUGAGAUGCUGGAUCGCAUCCGCGAGACAUUCCCGAACCUGGAGAAAGUGCGGGAUCAUAAGAACGACACGAGCAAAACCUACCAAGUCCCCGGGUUUGCGGGCAAGAUCGGGUUCAUCACUAGCAUGACCCAUAAUUUCUGCGGGACAUGCAACCGCCUACGCAUCACGAGCGAUGGAAACCUCAAAGUCUGUCUCUUUGGGAACGUCGAAGUCUCGCUACGGGAUAUCUUGAGGGAGUCUAAUGGCGGGGAGCCGAUCGACGAGGAAGCUUAUCGAGUGAUGAGGCAGGUGGAGUUAGACCGCCGACAACAGUUGCUAGACCAAUCGGCCCCCCUCAUCCUGGCACCCAAUGAGCAGAAACUUCUAGAGGUCAUCGGCAUGGCUGUGAAGCGGAAGAAGGCAAAGCACGCAGGCAUUGGCGAGCUGGAGCAUAUGAAGAAUCGGCCCAUGAUACUCAUAGAUUCGUUGCCGACCACAUUGCGAACUGAUCGUUCGCAAAACUCGGCCGGGGACGUCGCCAGGAGCCCUCUACCCGUGCUUGGGGCCCCUCGCCACUUCGUCCCUCUGGCGCCCGGUACGGCGACAGGCUACGUAUACGGGCAACAGCUACGGUGUUUCUCGCGUACGAGCUCGCGACACGACACCGAUGAUGACAGUCGUGCUACGCUGACACACGUGUCCCCGUCUGGCUCCGCCCAUAUGGUUUCUAUCUCAGGGAAGAUAGCCAGCAAAAGAGUUGCGAAAGCGGUUUGCAGCGUCGUCUUCACCAAUGAGAUGGCUUGCAAGCUCAUUAGGGAAGACCAGAUCAAGAAAGGCGACGUUUUGGGGGUAGCCCGCGUAGCCGGGAUAAUGGCGGCAAAGAGAACGGCCGAUCUCAUUCCGCUAUGCCACCCGAUUGCCAUCACCAAAGUCACGGUGGACUUGGCCGUGCGCGAGGGUGAAGGCGAAGCCGGACGAAUUGAGAUCGAGGCGACAGUAGCGUGCGAGGGAAAGACGGGGGUGGAGAUGGAGGCAUUGACGGCGGCUUCGACAGCAGCACUCACGGUCUACGACAUGUGCAAGGCAGUGGAUAAGGGCAUGAGCAUCGAAGGCCUGAGAGUGGUGCUGAAGGAGGGCGGCAAGAGCGGGCGAUGGGUCGACGGGGCCCGAGUUGACCCACCGGGGCCGACUAGCGAACAACACAUGUUAUAA
Durotheca rogersii is the source of this 2040-nucleotide messenger RNA. RefSeq names its product molybdenum cofactor biosynthesis prote. Gene Ontology annotation, biological process: Mo-molybdopterin cofactor biosynthetic process. Gene Ontology annotation, molecular function: GTP 3',8'-cyclase activity; cyclic pyranopterin monophosphate synthase activity; metal ion binding. The record is from RefSeq and is a predicted model, not a curated record. The transcript is spliced from 2 exons. Lineage: Eukaryota; Fungi; Ascomycota; Sordariomycetes; Xylariales; Xylariaceae. Bases 1 to 2040 code for a protein of 679 amino acids.